CAGCGAACGGGAUUUGUGAAGGCCGGGUUUUUCGUUCAUCACUUCGAGCAGGUUGGAAAAUGGCCACAGCGGAUGUGCGGUUGAACCAUACAAUCUACAUCAACAACUUGAACGAGAAAAUCAAGAAAGAUGAGUUGAAAAAGUCUUUGUACGCCAUCUUCUCACAGUUUGGACAGAUUUUGGACAUCUUGGUUGCACGAAACUUGAAGAUGAAGGGUCAGGCCUUUGUAAUCUUCAAAGAGAUAAGCAGCGCGUCCAAUGCUCUGAGAUCCAUGCAGGGAUUCCCUUUCUAUGACAAACCCAUGCGUAUCCAAUAUGCCAAGCAGGACUCGGACAUCAUAGCUAAAAUGAAAGGAACUUAUGUGGAGCGUGACCGCAAAAAGGAGAAGAAGAAGACCAAAGGACCUGAUGCAGCAGGAGCUAAGAAAGGUGUACCGGGAGCUGCUGCACCUAUGGUUGCGGGGGUACCUGCUGCCAUGCCUGGAAUGCCUCCCAUGAGCCAGGCUCCCCGCAUGAUGCACAUGCCAGGCCAGCCGCCCUACAUGCCCCCUCCAGGCAUGAUGCCUCCUCCAGGGAUGGCACCUGGUCAAAUGCCCCCUGGUGCCAUGCCUCCUGGUCAGAUGAUGCCUGGACAGAUGCCUGGACAAAUGCCUCAGCAGGUUGCCGAAAAUCCUCCCAAUCACAUCCUCUUCCUCACCAACCUGCCUGAGGAGACAAAUGAACUCAUGCUCUCCAUGCUCUUCAACCAGUUCCCCGGGUUCAAGGAGGUGCGUCUGGUCCCUGGUCGCCACGACAUCGCCUUUGUGGAGUUUGAGAAUGAAGUGCAGGCUGGCGCUGCACGAGAUGCACUACAAGGCUUUAAGAUCACACAAACAAAUGCCAUGAAGAUCUCAUUCGCUAAGAAAUAACAGCUCUCAGGAGCGGUCAUUUUCUUAUACACACAAAUACAAACGUCUUUUUUAAAAAAAAAAAAAGAGCAGCUGUGACCCGAACUAAGAAACAGUUUUAGAGAUGUACACUUGCCGAUCAGUGCAGCAUGGGUGGUGAAAUUUUUUUCUUUUCUCCAGGAUCACAUGUAAGUAUACUUUAUUUGCAUCAAGUUGCUUUGUUUUAUUGUGCCACAGAGCUCUUGACGUAAAAUAAUUGUCAGGUAAAUUUAUGGAAAGUAGGAGUUCUGCAUCCCACUGAUAAGAAUUUCACAAACCCACAAGCAACUUGAUGUGUGUACCUUUUUUUAAAAAUAUAUAUAUAUUUUUAGGUUUUUUUCCAUAAAGCAUUGCACCCAGAGUCUGGUUUACCAGACAUUGUACCUGGAGCUUUUUCCUUUUUAUAAUUAAAACUUUUCUUUGA
This is a messenger RNA of Toxotes jaculatrix (banded archerfish), 1350 nucleotides long. It is a transcript of the gene snrpa, whose product is annotated as small nuclear ribonucleoprotein polypeptide A. Gene Ontology annotation, cellular component: U1 snRNP. The record is from RefSeq and is a predicted model, not a curated record. The transcript is spliced from 7 exons. Bases 60 to 908 code for a protein of 282 amino acids. Gene Ontology annotation, molecular function: U1 snRNA binding. Lineage: Eukaryota; Metazoa; Chordata; Actinopteri; Toxotidae. Gene Ontology annotation, biological process: mRNA splicing, via spliceosome.